This is a messenger RNA of Botrytis sinoallii, 2759 nucleotides long. RefSeq lists its product as uncharacterized. The record is from RefSeq and is a predicted model, not a curated record. Gene Ontology annotation, cellular component: cytosol; intracellular membrane-bounded organelle; membrane. Bases 1031 to 2437 code for a protein of 468 amino acids. The transcript is spliced from 4 exons. Gene Ontology annotation, biological process: endocytosis; piecemeal microautophagy of the nucleus; maintenance of cell polarity. Lineage: Eukaryota; Fungi; Ascomycota; Leotiomycetes; Helotiales; Sclerotiniaceae. Gene Ontology annotation, molecular function: sterol binding.
UCUUGGAGUUGGCCGCUUGAUACAGUUUAGUCAACGUGAACUAACAUGCAUAAUAAUCUACUAUAGGAGAGAACGAUGGGGUAGGUCAACCUCAUUACGAGAGUUCUUUACAAAUCCGCUCGCGGUUGAAUUCAAGAACUUCCCGAACCGGGGAAAUACGUAAGAAAGAUGUCCAGCAAAUACUAAAUAGGUAAGGGACUCUAUAAGUUUCGAGAACGGUGACAGUAAAUGGCAAUUUCAAGAAUGUGGUACAAAUCAUCUAUGGCUGCUGAUACUAGGAAGCUCAAAUUCUCGAUACAGAUCUCGAAAGCAGUCUAAAACAUGUAAGUCUCGUUAUGAAGUCAUUUGGACUCCAGGCGGCACAGUUUUGGGGGGUCACCAGGGCUCAUUACGAGGGUUUGGGAACUGUGAGCAAUGAAGACUUCAUCUAGAUGGAAGAGGAACAGUUUCUGCUUAACACUUUUUUCUACGGAGAAGACUCAUAUGAUGUAGAUGUUGUGAAUUAUCCAAAAACUGAACAUGAUUAAUGUAUUGAAAUUGAAUUAGAUGGCAAGAUGUUGUUCUCGAAUUAAUGACUAGAAGGUAAUAACCGAGCGGGAGUCAUGGCGUACAGGAAGAAAAAACUUUGGUUUGAUAUAUUCGAUAAUUUGGUUUCAAUUUCGCACGGUUAAUCGUGUAGAUGAUCAACACGAAAGUGUCAUAUCAAUCUGUCUUCUUGUUGUUUCUUCAAAUAUUCAGUUACUUCAGAAGUUCAUAUCCUCGAAUUUGCGAGAUUUAAACGCACCAAUCUUUCCUUUUAGAUGUUGCACCUGUUGUGAUCAUUUCACCCUAUCGGCUCCUUAUCGUAAGGCCCCUAAAAUAAACGUCACUCCCGUACCAAGGAUUUCUCCAUCUUAAACAUCCACCUGCUGUACAACCAACCAACCUUCAAUCACCAAAUUUGAAAAUCAUUUCCUCCCUUCAAGUCUCUGCUCGACAUACCAGAAUAAUAUAAGAUUCUCUAAUUGUUAUUUAAUCCGCAUCUUCAAAUAUGGCAUCUACAUCCUCGGGUUCCUCCGCAUUUAAUCCUUCACCUGCUGCAUCGACGGCCCCCUCAACUGCCUCCGAGUCGUUACCUACAUCCUCCGCGGUAGCGGAGAAACCACCAGAUGAUGGCUCAAAACUUAAGAUGUUCUUGGGAAUUCUGCGAAAGUUUAUUGGAGUGGCAGAUAUUGCUUCCGUUCGAUUUAGUUUGCCGGCCCAGCUGUUAGAACCAACGCCCAAUCUCGAGUAUUGGAAUUACCUCGAUCAACCGAAUACAUUUGUGGCAAUAGGAGACUCGGAUGAUCCAUUAGAUAGAAUGUUGGAAGUCAUGCGAUUUUGGUUUACGAAGGAUCUGAAAUAUGUGAAAGGAAAGCCUUGCAAGCCAUACAAUUCUACUCUUGGGGAAUUUUUUAGGUGUAAUUGGGAAGUCGAAGAUUCGCAACCGGCUAUAGAGACGGGAAAAUUAAGCACGACGAGUGCUUCCUCUUCGAAGAAGGCUACUCCUAUGUCAUCGACCAAUGCGUCGAAUGUCACAAUUCCUAAGCCGAAAUCGGGCAAAAAAGUUCGAGUAUCGUAUUUGACGGAACAAACUUCGCAUCAUCCACCCGUCUCCGCAUUUUAUGUCGAUUGUCCGGAAAAGGGUAUCUCGGCCCGGGGUUUCGAUCAAAUAUCGGCAAAGUUCACUGGAACGAGUAUCAAGGUUACACCAGGGGAGCACAAUUUGGGUAUCUUCAUUAAUAUUGAGAGGAGAGACAACGAGCAAUACCAGCUCACACAUCCAGCUGCCCAUCUUGGGGGGCUUUUGCGUGGAACUUUAAGUGUUACCGUAGGAGACCAGUGCUACAUCAGUUGCGCUCAGACGAAGAUCAAGACAAUCUUACAUUAUGUUGAAGAGGGAUGGUUAGGGAAAACGCAGAACAAAGUGGAGGGAGUUGUCUUCCGCUACGAUCCAGACAAUGAUAAUAAGACUAGGAUCAAAGAUGUUCCUGAUAAAGAUAUAUUAGCAAGGGUAUCUGGAAAUUGGAAGGACAAGCUAUACUUCAGUUUGGGGCCGAAGGGCGACAAUCAAAUUCUCCUGAUAGAUCUCGCGCCUCUUCAAGUAGCACCAAAGAUCAUCCCGCCAACAGAAAAACAGCUACCAAAUGAAUCUCUCAAGUUCUGGUCAGGCGUCACAGAAGCCAUUCACGGUCGACAAUUUGCCCGGGCAACAGCCCUCAAACAAGAAUUAGAAGAAAGGCAAAGAGAGAAAGCUAAACAACGACAAGAACAAGGCGUUGAUUGGCAACCGAGAUUCUUCACAGGUUCGGUUACACCUUUAGGUAAACCGGAUUUGACGGCCGAUGGAAAAGAGGUUCUACACAUGUUACAGCAGGGAGAAUGGGAUUUGAAGGAGAAUGAAGUCACAGGUGCUUAGAAUUCAUGCUCCGGAUGAGAUAACAUUUUUCUUUCUUUCUGGUAACUGGAGUGGUCUUGGAUGAUACUAAAGGAAACGAGAUAGCUCUUUGUUGAUACUCUCGAUACUUGAUACGUAUACACAUACAUUAUUACAUCACAUACAUGAAUGGGAGAAGAAGGGAAAGGAGAUGGCGAUGUGGGAUUCGUUGCUUUAGUUCGUUACUUUGUCGGAUACGGGGUUCGGGGAACUUAUAUUUUGAGCACAUAACAUAGACGAUUCCUUCUGGUUGGUUGUGGAAAUUGUGUGGUUGGGGAUAGAGAGCAGAGGGAAGAAGCGGAGA